Molecule: messenger RNA, 2073 nt
Organism: Penicillium brevicompactum
Lineage: Eukaryota; Fungi; Ascomycota; Eurotiomycetes; Eurotiales; Aspergillaceae
Gene: pex8
Product: putative peroxisomal membrane protein Pex17
Exons: 4
Coding region: 1-2073 (690 amino acids)
Source: RefSeq, a predicted model, not a curated record
AUGGCGACCGAACGCUCUUUGGCUACCUUGCUGCGGUCGCUUCAGACGACUUCCAGCUUUCAAGAUGCGGCUACUCUUCUUCCUACGGCGACCAGUUUCCUGUCUAUGUUAGGAAACCCUUUGAAUUUGACUUUGCUCUCGUCGCAACUCCUUACUGCGCCCUCCCUAUGGAGUCACCCUGUCGAUUUACAAGCGUGCCGUAAGAUCCUCAGCGUCUUCAACACUGCUGCCAUCGCCGUCUUGCACAAUGACUCCAUCGACGAGCCCCGAAUACCGUAUGGUCGGAAUCGAAAGAUCGAGUGCGAUGCGUGGGUGAAGGCUGUGGCCGAGGGUGCAGACGAUAAAUCGCCGCGGUGGAGACACAUGCUUCUGCUGGGUGGAAUCUUGAUGGGAUUCGAGGGCCAGAACCGGCAGGGUCUACCACGACAUAUUCGAAUCAAGCUCGAAUCUGCACUUUCAACGGCAGCACAAUUGGCGCUACAAGAGCUCGGUCCAGACAUCGGGAUCGAUGGCCAGUGUAUCACCAUGGUGCUGAACUAUACGUUUGAACUCUUGUCAGAUUUCGAAAGGAGCAAGCUCGAUUAUGAUCGCUUACUCCCAACAAUGAUCCAAUCGGCGUACCUUUCGUCUGAAGGUCUGGAGGGUGGGUACUUUUUGGGAUCUAUUGAUCAGGACGUCGUGGAAGCUCCCAACAAACAGUUCAAGUGGUCCUCCAACUCCCCGACAUUUGCGAUCGUUUCUGCCGUGUCUGCUCGUCCGCUUGUGUCAACACUUGGUCCGCUAUCUCGUCUGAUUGCACAUUCUAUUGACAAUGUGCGAGACCCAAGAAUAGUCGCACAGACUGUCGAUUACCUGGCGGACUUUGUUCGUACUCUCAUGGUGCAAUGGCGGCAGAACAAGUUGUCGGAGAUUGAUGCUGCAGAAGAAGCCGAGUUUCUGGACGCUGAAUCACGAGAGGUCACACUCCCUGCGCUUUGGAAGAUGUUACGGAACUGCUUGUAUUCCGUCGUCAUUGCCUUGAGGGCAGUGCUAGGGCGAACGAUCAAUGAUCCCGCUCUCGCUGCUAACAGCAGCGCCCCUUACCUCUCGAUGCAAUGCCUUCAUAUUCUGCGCAAUUUGUACUUCAUCUCGUCUCGAAUCGGCCAGAAUGCCUCCUCGCAACAAACGUUUGUGCUAUUGGCAGCCAUCGAUAUCCUUUCACAGUACCCUGUACUGGCUGAGAACUUCUUGCGAAGUAUCAAGCCAAGCGACAUUGGACAGAUCCCCGCGCAUCCGGUCGAACGAUGUUUGGACUUGUUCUUCUUGAACGUCGCAGAGCACUUCCCUCUUGUCCUAUCAUCAGAAACAAGCGAGGAGCUGUUUUUGUCGGCAGCGUUCCCAUAUCUUGCAGCUGGAGCUAACAGUCUCCUGUUGGAAAUUUUCGAAGCUGCUCACAGCUUGGUCUUGGUUGCCUUUGCCAUCCCCCAUAAUUCCGAAUUAGCCGCCAAGCACCUUCCCUUCUAUAUUGAGAACCUCUUUGCGGUUUUCCCCAACAACCUCUCCGCGCGUCAAUUCCGCCUUGCUUUCAAGACCGUUAUACAAAUCACGGCCCCACCUUCUCCAUUAGCGAAUACCCAACCCAUUCUCCCUUCCAUUCUCUUAGAGGUCGUUCACGAGCGUGCUUUGAAUGCGUCCUCUACUCCAAUUCCUCCGCAGGGUCCCAGCCCGGACAUGAGCCAGAGUCCACCUCUUUCCGAACAAGCUGUUCUAACACUGGCUCUACUCGAUUCACUAGCUUUCCUCCGUGUCGACGAUCUGAAAGAGUGGCUCCCUUUGGCGGCGCAGCUAAUAAACGCGAUUGCGGAUCGGAACAUGCGACACAUUUGCAUUGACCGGUUCUGGGAAGCAUUGGCUGGCGGCGAAAUGGACGUCGAUCGCGCUCACUGCUGUGUCACUUGGUGGAGUACCGAGGGCGGUCGUGAACUUGUUCUGUUCGGCGCCGAAACUGCCGACGCAGCUCCAGGCGAUGCCGAGGCUAGUGGGCCCUUUAUGAGUGGUGCAGUCGGAGAAAUUGCACCGGAAAGUAAGCUCUAA